Molecule: messenger RNA, 1051 nt
Organism: Sebastes umbrosus (honeycomb rockfish)
Lineage: Eukaryota; Metazoa; Chordata; Actinopteri; Perciformes; Sebastidae
Gene: atp5mc3a
Product: ATP synthase membrane subunit c locus 3a
Exons: 5
Coding region: 191-610 (139 amino acids)
Biological process (GO): proton transmembrane transport; proton motive force-driven ATP synthesis
Molecular function (GO): proton transmembrane transporter activity
Source: RefSeq, a predicted model, not a curated record
CUCACCGCGCAUGCGCACUCUUCCACUGUGGUUCGACCUCUGCAGCCGGUGAGUGUGUAAAUGGCAGAUUGAAUGAGAAGCCUUUAUCUUUAACAAAUCCUCUCUCAUCCUCUCUCUUAACUCCACAUCACAUCGCACAAAGAGACCCGGGAUUCAACCAGAAAACACCAACAACUACCUAAAAUAGAAGAUGUACGCCUGUGCAAAGUUCGUCUCCACGCCGGCUCUGGUCCGUGCUGGUUCCCGGGCUCUUUACAGACCCCUCUCUGCCUCUGUGCUGUCCAGGCCUGAGCUCAAAACAGAGAGCGGUGUUGCUGUGAUGCCACAGAGCCCCCUCACCCAGGUCACACUGAGGGGCUUCCAGACCAGCGCUAUCAGCAGGGACAUUGACACCGCUGCCAAGUUCAUCGGAGCUGGAGCUGCCACAGUCGGAGUAGCUGGAUCCGGGGCUGGAAUUGGGACUGUGUUCGGCAGUCUCAUUAUCGGCUAUGCUAGGAACCCAUCUCUGAAGCAGCAGCUGUUCUCCUAUGCCAUCCUGGGAUUUGCCCUGUCUGAAGCCAUGGGACUGUUUUGUUUGAUGGUUGCUUUCCUUAUCCUGUUUGCAAUGUAAAAUUCUGCUGUCAUACAACACUUUCAUUACAGAUGUGACUACAUAUUUUAUUGUGGCUACCAAAAUUGUUCCGUGUUGGUCUCAUGGAAAUGUACAUUUUCAAGACUUUCAGACACUGUCGAAAUACGCAAAGCAUGUAUUGUACAAAUGUAAGAAAUUACGUGAUUAAAAUACAUGUAUUUGACUAUUUAACAAUGGCGCUAACUUUUAUGUCUGGAUAAUAGAAAGCUUUCUUGAAUGUCAUCUUUUCUGUGAAGCAGCUGCUUAGACUUGACAUGAAUCAGCCUUGUUUUCUCAGCACAUCACAUGCAAGCUUUUUUGGGGUCCACCUUAAUGAAUUCUUGGUUCAGGUGCAGUUAAAUAGUACGGUACUGUAAUUAGGCAGCAAGUGGGUGCUUGCUUUUGUAAAUGGCAAAUAAACCUAGAUUUAAUUGAGCUAAA